AUGGGCGUCCGAGACUCCGGCGAGGUGACGGGGACGCCCGACCCUGUCGAGCGAGGUAUCGCCACUAUCAACACCAUCACCCUCGGUGUGAAGGCCAUGGUGCAGAAGGAUGGCGAACUUCGGAAAGCUGAGGUUCUGUCAAUUCGAGAACGCAAGGGUGGACUUUCUUUCUAUGUCCAUUAUGUCGAUUUCAACAAACGUCUUGAUGAAUGGGUUCCGGCUGCACGAAUCGACCUUACCCAAGAGGUAGAAUGGCCAAGGCCUGAAAAACCGGACAAGAAAAAGAGCACCGCCAUCACCAAAGCUCCCAGCAAGAAUGUCCAGAAACAGCAGCGCGCCGACAGCCGCGAGGUAUCAGGAACUCCAGAUGCCUUUGGCAGCAAGAACCAGAACGUCGCCAAGGCUCCCCGGCCCUCGAAGGCUGGAGGUAAAGAGAACCGGGAUACAUCCGAUGUCUCGAUGGCCGGGUCCGAAGCAGUAUCAGCCGCCGGGACACCGAAAGUCAUGGACGCGGAAGAUCUUGAAAUGACAGACACUCCACUUAAGGACGAAGUCAAAACUGCAUCUGGUGAAUUGAUCACCCGCGAAGAGGAGAUUGAGCGGUUGCGUACCGGUGGCAGUAUGACCCAGAACCCAACUGAGGUCCACCGCGUGCGAAACUUGACCAAGCUCCAAAUGGGCAAGCACGAUAUCGAGCCGUGGUAUUUCUCACCGUAUCCAGAUUCAUUCUCCGAUGUCGAUCUAGUCUAUAUCGACGAGUUUUGUCUCAGCUACUUCGACAACUACCGCGCCUUUGAGCGACACCGUGCCAAAUGCACGAUGGUCCACCCGCCCGGCAACGAAAUCUACCGCGACGAAAACAUUUCUUUCUUCGAGGUUGACGGCCGUCGCCAGCGCACGUGGUGUCGAAAUCUGUGUCUUCUUAGCAAGCUCUUCCUGGAUCACAAGACGCUCUACUACGACGUCGACCCCUUCCUGUUUUACUGCAUGUGCACUCGCGACGAUACGGGAUGCCAUCUCGUCGGCUACUUUUCCAAAGAAAAGGACUCUGCCGAAGGCUACAACUUGGCUUGUAUCACGACCUUCCCGCAGUUCCAGCGUGCGGGUUAUGGUCGUCUGUUGAUCGCUAUGAGCUACGAGCUUAGCAAGCGCGAGGGCAAACUGGGUUCUCCCGAGAAGCCGCUUAGUGACUUGGGUUUGCUUAGUUAUCGUCGCUACUGGCGAGAGACCCUUGUCGAGCUUUUAGCGGAGCCGGGUCGUGAGGCCAUGAGCGAGAAUGAACUUGCUCUUCUUACGUCUAUGACUGAGAAGGAUAUUCAUGAGACGUUGUUGGUGAACAACAUGCUCCGAUAUCAUAAAGGAAACUGGGUCAUCGUUCUCACCGAGCAAGUCCUCGAUGAACACACCAAACGCCUUGAAAAAGAGAAGAUCAAGGGUGCCAGAAGGAUCGACCCUGUUCGUCUCCAGUGGAAACCCCCGUCUUCACCGCGUCCAGCCGCACCUGGAACUGGUAGUGGGACAUAUUAUGUGUUAUCCCUUCCUAUUACCCUCAACUUGACUCGUGGGAGUUGCAUCCAAAGCAUAACAUCUGUGGAC
Penicillium daleae is the source of this 1596-nucleotide messenger RNA. RefSeq names its product NuA4 histone acetyltransferase complex catalytic subunit ESA1. Lineage: Eukaryota; Fungi; Ascomycota; Eurotiomycetes; Eurotiales; Aspergillaceae. Gene Ontology annotation, biological process: regulation of DNA-templated transcription. The transcript has 6 exons. The annotation marks the transcript as partial. Gene Ontology annotation, molecular function: histone acetyltransferase activity. The record is from RefSeq and is a predicted model, not a curated record.